Messenger RNA from Puccinia triticina, 357 nucleotides. RefSeq lists its product as uncharacterized. The transcript has 3 exons. Bases 1 to 357 code for a protein of 118 amino acids. NCBI's taxonomy places the organism in Eukaryota, Fungi, Basidiomycota, Pucciniomycetes, Pucciniales, Pucciniaceae. The record is from RefSeq and is a predicted model, not a curated record.
AUGAUGUCAAUCAAACUACUCCUCCCGCUUUUCAUGUUGAUUGUGCUGCAAAGCCAAGCGGUCUAUAGCGUGUCGCGCCCGGCAAAAUGUCCUAACGCAGAUCAUGCGCAGGCUAUAUGCGCUCGUCUGAUCUACGACAACGGCUCAUUGGUUGGAUUCCAUGCGCAAAAAGGGGAACAAAUCGACGACUGGUUUCAUUGCGCUUACGUUGCUAAAAACCAGCAACCUCGACCCAACAUCAUCAACAUGUGCUGUAGUACCGAUUUCAAACUUCCCUCAGCUUCCAAAAUUCAACUCGUGCCAAUCGGUGUGGAAAAUUACGGCGAUAAUUGUUUCAACGCCAAAAGUUUUUGUUAG